AUGGCUCCGUUGACAGCGACAGAAGUCCUCGCUCAUCCGGCGUACAAGACUGUGAACUGGAAUCUCCCUCCCACUACCUCGGGACGGGUUCCCGUGGCACAGAAUCGUCGUGGCGGUCCGAUCAAUAUCAACUACGAGAUCCAUGGCUCUGGGCCCGUGAAGUUAGUUUGGAUUAUGGGCCUGAAUGGCACUCUGCACGACUGGAAGCGCCAGACCAAGUAUUUCGGCCAUCUCCACAGCUCCAAAUACUCAUGCCUGGUCUACGAUAACCGCGGUGUCGGCCGCUCCGACAAGCCCACCUGCUUUUACUCAACGAGCGAGAUGGCCCGCGACGCCGUGGAUCUCGUCUCCGCGGUCGGCUGGAUCGAUCUAAACGCGGCCCCGACACGAUCCAUCCACGUCAUCGGCGCCAGCAUGGGCGGCAUGAUCGCCCAGGAGGUCGCGAUGCUGAUCCCCGACCGGCUCGCCAGCCUGUCGCUCUGCUGCACGGCUCCACGGCUGGUCCGCACGACGCCGUUCUUCGAGAACCUGCAGCGGCGCGCGAGCAUGUUCAUCCCGCGGCCCGUGGACGUGGAGAUCGACCGGAUCGCGCAGUCGUUGUUUGCGAGCGAGUUCCUGAUGGAGCCGGAUACGGAGAAUGAGGAUGCACGGCUGAAUUUCCCGACGAAGCGGGAUCGCUUCGCGGCGGCCCAUUUGGGGAAGAAGGCGGAUACGGAGUCGUUCACGCCCAAAGGGUUCAUGUUGCAGGUGACCGCUUGCUACUUCCAUCAUAAGUCGGCGGAGCAGUUGAGGGCGCUUGGGGAUGCGGUGGGGAGGGAGCGCAUUGCGGUGUUGCACGGGACGGAGGAUCGCAUGCUUACGUUUCGUCACGGGGAGAUUCUGAGGGAUGAGAUUGGCGAGGGGAUCAGGUGGAAGGUGUUUGAUGGUGCUGGGCAUAUGCUGGGGUGGGAGAGGGAGCAGGAAGUCAAUGAGUUGAUGCAGGAAAUAGUGGACCGAUGGAGUUGA
Molecule: messenger RNA, 1005 nt
Organism: Aspergillus clavatus NRRL 1
Lineage: Eukaryota; Fungi; Ascomycota; Eurotiomycetes; Eurotiales; Aspergillaceae
Product: alpha/beta fold hydrolase
Exons: 2
Coding region: 1-1005 (334 amino acids)
Source: RefSeq, a predicted model, not a curated record